AUGCCGGACCCGAUCACCACGACCUUCAAGGUUGGCGAUGUAGUGCCAUUCCAUAUGCUACCCGGCCUCAUUAUCGUCUCGUAUAUCGUCAGCCUUGUCGGUUCUGUCACCACAGUAGAACUACUACACAGACGAAAGACAGGUGGCGGAUGGCUUAGCUGGCUGCAAUUAGCGGCAUGUUCCGUCUCCUUCGGUCUGGUCGCAAUCUGGUGCAUGCAUUUCGUAGGAAACCGCGCCAUUAUCCUCGGCGAUGGUUGCCAGGAGAUUCAGCUCUACUACAACCCGAGCUUCACCGCUCUGUCGGUAUUCCUACCCAUCAUCUUCUUGUUCUUCGGCUUUGCCCUGGCCGAGCGCUUCAAUCGAUCGAAGACGGCAAUGUACUCGUCUCUAGUGGGAUCCGGUACUGCGGCUGGUCUGGCCAUCACAGGCAUGCAUUACGUCGGCAACUUUGGCACGCGGAACUACAGCUUAGCCAACAACACAGGCUACAUCGUUGGCGCUGCCGCUAUAGCCGUCGUCGCUUGCUGGGUUGCGUUGACCGUAUUCUUCCACUGGAAAGAGCACUGGAUCAAUAGCUGGUGGAGAAGAGCGCUAUGCGCUUGCGUGCUUGCCGGAGCUGUAUCCGGCAUGCAUUGGACGGCUACCGUCGGGACAACCUAUACACUUAAAAGCUACCACACCGGCAAUGGUCAACACAGGAACACUAACCUUAUCAUCGCUAUCUCAAUGUGUCUCGUUGCUUGCCUAGUCAUGUUCGUCAUCAUUUGGUUUAUUCAGCGCCGCCACAAGCAGCUUGCGGACAGAGCUCAACAUGUUGUAUUGGCAGCGGCUACUUUCGAUCCAGACGGCAGGCUCUUGGUGACUAACGAGGGUCUCCUUCCCACGAAGGAGAUUACGCGACAAUUCAACCAGCGUUCUUUCGAUGACGAAUUCAACAUCGCACAUCCCGUUUUCCAGUGGAUCUACCGGGUGAGCAAUCAUUGGCAGAGUGUGACUGAACUCAUUCCUGCGAUGCGCAACCAUCUCCGCUCUAUCGGAAGCCUAAAGGACUCAUCGCUGCCUGGAAGCCACGAUUCCCGCUCCGGUUUCGAGGACUAUAGUAGCGACGGUGACUAUUCCCUGAUCUUCCGCGAGCAUUUCUGCGUGGCUGCCGCAGAGCUCGCGGAUCACGUGCACACUCCGUUGCAGAGAAUGGGAAUACUCUACGACCAGAUCAUGAUGACCGGCACUCUCAAAGCUGAAUUCAGAGGCGGUAUGAUGCGGCGUACCCCUAAAGACUCCGCUGCCGCCGACAUGGAAUCUGGCAUCAAAGUUCCAGCACUCUUUGGAAGAGGUCAACUUCUUUUUGUGGUUCGCCGUGUGGAUCGCAUAGAGGCCGGCAGGCUCAUGUCCAGCGGCUACCGUUUUGCGAGCAUGGAACAGGUGGGCGAUAUCAUGGCGCGUGCCAUGCAGGUCCCUCGUGCUGAGCUUGCAGUAACUGUCAACGGCCUGAGAACAUUCACUCAACGAUCUGAGGAGGCUUCUCCGGCACCGGGGACCUACCUGGCUUGUUUCGCUUUAAAACCGGCCGUCAAGACGUCCAACGGCAAUUGGGACGUUCUUGUAUUGAAAGAUUACCCGAGUCAAUUACCGAAAGUGCUUCUGUCGGAUAGGCCGUUGCAGCCGUGGCAACUCCAAGUCAUGAACGGUCUCGAUGGGUUGACAAUUAAUCAAUGCAUACAGCGGCUGAGCUCCGUGGGCUCUGACUCGCAAGUCGAUAUCGAAAAAGCAUUCAUCCGGUCUGUUCAUCAACAGACCUUGGCGCUGACGCAGGUCAUUCCUGAGCCUUUCUUCCGUCAGGCCGUGUUCUCCGCUACGCCUGUAGAGAUUUAUAGCCAAGGCUCCAACGCCUCCACCAACAGAGCCACCCUGAUGGCCUUCUGCGUUAUUCCGGAUGUCCAUACAGCCUCGAUUCGUUCGACAUCUAGCUUGGUGUACCUGCCCUGGAGUUUCUUCAAGUGUCAACAACGCUGCCACAAGGCUUCGCCUGACCACGGCGUUCUUGCACGCAAGAUCUAUACAGAGUUUGGCAAUGUUCUGGCGCAGCAGAAGGAAAACGACUCCUUCAGCUCAUCGCGUAGGGACAGCCUUGCCAAUCAGCCGAAUCCAAGAAUGACCAGAUUCUGGCCGUUCUCCUCAAAGACGCGCAGCUUCGGCGCGGGCAACAACUUCAAGCCGGACAACAUCUCCGAAACAGAGCUCGUCGAGACACGGAGCCACCACGAUGGGGACGGCGGCCACGGGUUCGGCGGCAUCAUGGUCAGCCAGGACGUUACCGUCGACGCCGGCACCAAGGAGGACUCCCGGAUCGAGCUACGCGACCUAGGCACCAAGACCGAGGCUGGUGUCGCCGCGACUGAGAUGCCGAUUUUUGCGGACAAGCUGUUCAGCAUCACGAGUGCUAGGUGGCAGCGACCCUAG
Messenger RNA from Coniosporium apollinis CBS 100218, 2460 nucleotides. RefSeq lists its product as uncharacterized. The transcript has 4 exons. The coding region runs from base 1 to 2460 and encodes 819 amino acids. The record is from RefSeq and is a predicted model, not a curated record. Lineage: Eukaryota; Fungi; Ascomycota; Dothideomycetes.